Molecule: messenger RNA, 5535 nt
Organism: Anopheles cruzii
Lineage: Eukaryota; Metazoa; Arthropoda; Insecta; Diptera; Culicidae
Exons: 10
Coding region: 970-4692 (1240 amino acids)
Source: RefSeq, a predicted model, not a curated record
CUUAUUAUUAUUAUCUUAACAACGUUCAAAAUCACUUGUGAUUUAGUAAGUUCAGUGAAAUGUAUGAUUGAUUUCCUACUUUUGAAUGCGUCGGACGCGUUUUUGUGCGCGCGCUUGUGCUCUCGAAGUAUUCGGACGUGUUUUCCGGCUCCGGUAAUUUUUACGACCAACUACUGAAUUUCUAAAGUGCCCGUGAUCGGAUGGUUGUUUUCGCGCGUUGCUGGUUUCUCUCUGUGUCUACUAACGGCUGAAUGUAAAUGCCGCGUAUGCUAGCCCCAUGCGUGUGCAGUGACAGUGUGUCUGUGUGAUUAUCCCCAAUUGCACGGUCUGUGACCGUUAAUCGGUAAGCCACUUGCCUGGCCGAGUCCUUAGGCUCGGAAAGAUACUCGAUCGCCCGUGGCUUCAAUCAAAACAAAGUGAAAAGCGCUGAAGAACAACAAAACAGAAUCCUGCUCGAGCGAAAAUCGUGUCUGAGUGUGUGGUCGGUGUGUUGCGUGCGUGUUUCGUGAAGCUCCAAAAAAGGGCCCGUGCUGUGUCUGUUAUUCACGCGAGCGGUAAAAGUGUCAGAAAGGGUUGUCAAAUGCUGUGGUGGUGUGUGUGACGGAAAGUAGGUGAACAGCGAGCGAUUCUUUCAACGUGCGUGUGAGCGUGCGUGCGUGUGUUCGGUUCUCUAUUACGUAUUCGUGGAGCUACUGUUGUUGCGUUUGGGGGCUGUGUUGGGUUUGCCGUAUGUGGUGUGCGAAGGUGCGUAGUGUUUGUUGACGUCACCGUUGCGGUAGGUCCUUGGUGUGGUCCUGCCACUGGUAAAAAGGCGAACAAAGUGGCCUUCGUGGGGGUUGCUAUAGUAGCAUCCUUCUGUGUUCCCCAGUGCUCCCCUCCGGUUGGCGUCCCGCUUUGUGUUCCGCGUUGUCGCUGCAACCUGUAAUCGUGGAAACCGCACAGGACGGUGCCGACGGCGGAGCGCUCAUCAUGAGCCUGAAGAAAGCCAGCCGCACCAAAAGCCUGUCGCUGAGCGGCGAUGACUUUCCGUUGCGUCCGCCGGCCACCAAACCGAAGGCUGCCUUCGCCCCGGCGAAACGGCCCGAGGAUACGCUGAAGAUCAUGAAAUACAUUGAUGAAAACGUGAUCGGCAAGGGGGUUGCCUUUCUGGGACCCUACGGACGUCGCAAAGUGGUGUACGCUGAUUAUGCUUCUUCCGGCCGUUCACUGCAGUUUCUUGAGGAUUAUAUCAACAAAGAAGUGUUGCCGGCGUUCGGGGACUACAGCUGCAUAUCGGCCGUAACAGGAUUGCAGUCACAUUUGUAUGACAAUGAAGCACGUGACUUGGUGCGGGCUGCGGUUGGUGCUAACACCGAGGAUGAGAUUGUGUUCUGUGAUAAUCCGGCAGAGCGUCUGUGCUACCUACUGUCCAACCCGAAUGUGUGCGACCUCAGCCAGCUCCAGUUUCACAACAACUCCCACAGUGCCAACAACAAUACCUCGCUCAAUCCGCACCACCAGUCGCUGCUGCUGGGCGCCCACCGUCAGAACAGUUUCUCCAACACCUCCAUUCCGUCGGAAGGAACGGAGGGUGGCCACGGACUGAUGGUUCCUAUACUUUUCGUUAGCACCUCCGAACCAGUAUCAAACCUGCGUCCCUGGAUCGACGCCGGGUGGCAGAUCGAGCGAAUAGCGAAGAAUCACGAAGGCUUCCUGGAUCUGGUCGAUUUGGAAAAGCGUUUGCAGCAGUACGCGGAGAAUCGGCGCCAAAUGGUGGGCCUCUUUUCCGGUGCCUCGCGGUUGACCGGCAUUCUGGCCGACGACGUGGCCACCACGAUUCUGUUGCACCAAUACGACGCUCUCUCGCUGUGGGAUCACAGUAUGGCGGCGUCGUGCGCUCCGAUCAGUACCAAUCCCGUGCUUCCCGGUGCCCAGAAAGAUGCCAUCUUCUUCCACUGCAACCGGCUUGUCGGUGGGGUGCAGGCACCGGGGGUGCUAGUCAUUAAGCGUAAACUGAUCGAACACAGUACCUCCUUUCUCAGUGACUCCGUCGGUGUCGUAAGUGCGGUCCGCGCCGGGCUCGUUCUGCAGCUCAAGGAGUCGCUCGGUUCGCAAGCCAUCAUGGGCCGGAUGGAGAAAACGUGCAAACAGAUGCUGGCUCACGUCCGCACCAUUCCGGAGAUUGUGCUGCUCGGGCCUCCGUGCACCACGGCCAAGCGCUUGACGACACUGUGCUUCAUGGUGCGCCAUCCGCGCGGUGCCUUUCUGCAUCACCGCUUCGUGGUGGCCGUGCUGAACGACGUGUUCGGCAUUCAGGCCACGGCGGACAACAUCAUAAGCGAUUCGCUCGGAAUAAACCCACAGCUGAUGGUGGAGUACGAGAAGCUGCUUAGCGACGAAUCGCUCCGGGCGGGUUGUCUUCAUCCGGGGUACACGCGCAUAACGUUUCCGUUCUUCAUGCCCGAGGCCGAGGUCGGGUUCAUCCUGGAGGCGCUGAAGAUGGUAGCCACCGAGGCCUGGAAGUUGCUGCCGCAGUACGAGGUGGACGAACGGUCCGGUGAGUGGCGCCACCACUCGAACUCGCUGGCGAAGGAACGCAAGUGGCUCGGCGCGAUCCGCUACAUCGAUGGCAAGAUGUUGUUCUCCGAUCGGCGCAUAUCGGGCCCGGGUACGUUCCCGCAAAACUACUCCGACUGUCUACAGACGGCUCGCAAUCUGUUCAAUCGGGCACGCAAGAUGGCCCAACGGUCCGCGGUCAAUCGUGAACAGAUCGUGCUGGAACUGUCGAAUGCGGCCAUGGAGAAGCUGCGCUGGUACAUGCUGUCCGGUGAGGCCCACGAGCUGCUGCUCGGGCACUCGCACAGUGUAAAAAAUACGGUUCCCUUUGACCCUACGAAAAUACCUGAAAACGCGUCGCUGAUGAUGAUUCACCGACACCACAGCCUUUCGGCGCUGGACAUCAAGCGGUUCAAGAGCCGCAGCUUGCCCGCCUCUCCGCUGCAGAUCUCGUCGCGCCGUCAGAACUCCAGUUCGCCGUAUCAGUCGCACAGCCCCACGCCAACCUCUUCACCGCCGAUGGUAAGGUUUUCGGUAGGCGGCGAGGUCACGACCCUGCUCAAUCCUUCGCCGAUGGCAACGACGGCCGCCAUUGACGUCGGUGCUGGCCGUGAUAUGAACGUUAGUCGCAAUAGAUGUCACAGUUGGGGAGCCGCUAGCUACCGCGCCCGUAACGGUGGCAUCGAGAGUCGAGAUGCUAACGAUGGAUACGAUCCCACAGGGGACACUGGCGCGCAAAAGGGAGCUCUGACUAGCUCUGAUAAUGGCCCUGCUGGUGGAAGCGGUGGUGCCAAUAAUCUGCACGUUCUGAGUCCACAAACCCGCAUCAGUCUCGGGCUGGAUCAGCAGCAUCCGUUGCAACAGCAACAGCGAAUGCAGCCAACGCUGCCGGUACCACUACCACUCCCGAGGCCGGUGCUUCAUCGUCCACUGUCGGUGGCGGCAGUGCCGUCUUCGUACGGAUCGAGUCCGCCGAUGCAGCUGCGCCCGAAACAGAGAUCCUGUUCGUGCAGCAGCCAGACGGACGUCAGCCUUCCGCGCAACGACGGCCCGCCACAGGGUGGGACGGCUUCACCGACACCGAGCCUUCCAAACUUGCGGCCCCACCUGGGAAGUAGCUGCAGUGAAAGCACGGAAGACAUUCAUGCGUACGUGAAGGAGAUGACGAAGGAGCUGGCUACGGAGAUCAAGUCCGAGAUUCGCGAAGUGAUCAGCAAGGUGGAGGAUGUGCUCGAAAGCACCGACAGCAUAGACCUGAGCAGCGUAAACUUCCACUCACUCGGACACCUAAGCCAUCCACCGGUGGAGAGCAAACGGGACUCCAUAUCGACCAGCGACGUGGUGGACUAUUUACGCGAGUUCAGCAAAGAGAUGACAAACGAGGUGAAGUCCGAGAUACGGGACGUGGUCAAUGCGGUGGACGAAAUCAUUUCACCGGAAGGGUUCCUCGGCGGGAUGCGCAAAAAUUCCCCACCGGACAUUCUGCGCGCCAACGGUGGGGGCCCGAACCAGGCACAGCAGCACCACGGCACCACCGCUGGACACAAACUUUUGAUCAAGCAACGGUUCAGCGAUCUAACCCCGGACAUCGCCAGUCAGCGGCCACGGUCGGCCGAUAAUGACAAGCAUCGGUCGGAGUCGUUUCCACGGCCGAACUCAGCCGCCAGUCCGGACCACGUGAUUAUGGGACCUCCGCUGCACUACACCGGGGCAAUCUCGAAGAAUCUCGAUCUUCGGUCGACGAUGUCGUCCCAGGACUCCGGUAUUAACAUGAACUUUUGCGAUGCCGCCGAUGAGCACCGGAUGAAGGCAAUGCGAGCUACCGGGAGUGAUAGAAAUCGCACGGUGUCGGCCGAUGUAGAACCCACCGUGAAACCGAUGCUUCCACCAAAAAGAUUAAUAUCUGAGCCCUCGGGCAGCUCCAUCUGUGAGGCAUCCGAUGGCCCCGAACGGCUGCCGGACGGGUCGGCUAAAUCGCACCUUACGCGCCAACAGCACAUCCUCAAUCGGACAGCAUCGCUGGAACUCGAUGCCGGUGUCUUGUCCGGGGCGGGCGACAACACUAAUAUCGCCAGCCAGUGGCACAACAUGCCGAAGGAAGUCUGGAAACAGACAGCCGAGUUGAUCGUGAAGUUGGUCGAAUUGUUUAAAGUGUGAGAAGGAUUACCACGGAUUAGCAACGGCUCUUUGUGUGUGCUCACACAGCUGACAAACAUGAACACAAAACUUUCCUGAACCAGCGUGUGACGAUGAUUGUGGGACCGGAAUCGGACCAACAGCAUUCCGAGCAUGUAAAACGUAACACAGAAAGUCCUCCUCAACUUAAAUUCAGCAUAAACACCAAGCGCAAUGCAACAGAUGAUUCAAACACUAGCUAUUACUCUAAAUAUUGUAUGUACUUUAUUGUUAACGUAUUCACUAUUCCGUUUUUCGCUACGAAACACACUAUCUAUUUACAGUACCCUUCCUUAAAUUGUAGUACCUUUUGCAACAAUUGUGAAAUAAUUAUAUCUGUGAAAGAAUGUAAGCUUUUUGAUAAUGUAUCUAAUGUACGUUGCGAGUGUUCAGUCAUUAGUGAGGAAAUGAGUAAAAGAAACGGAUAACAAAAGAAAUGCUUACGACAAAAGUAGGCUGCCAAUAAGCGAUAGCUAGGGCGAAACAAAUGGUUCGAGAAUGUUAAAGGGGAAAAUAUAUUUUAUUACAAGUUGAAACAUGAUUUCUACAGUUACAACCGAAACGAAAUUAAUGAACUACAACGGAAAAAUAGGCGCGCCUUUGACUUGUGUGUGUUUGUGCGCAUGCGCAAAUUGCAGAUGGAGAAUAGUUCUGUGUUUGACAAACAGGUGUCAUGAUUAGAAACCGAUAGUGGCGCCACGCUUGUUAGACACGGUGAUUGGGGCGAACUAAUCACAGUAAAUAGUAGAAAUUAUCAUCGAAUGAAUACACCGCAUGCACACAGUGAACGCGUUGUGAGUUUCGAAUCGGCCAUAAUUAUGCUAU